AUGUCCUUACCCAAAUUUGCUAGUUGGAAUGUUAGGGGGUUUAACAGCCCUGACAAAGUCAAUUUUUGUAAGUCUCUGAUUAGCUCUUUUGACCUCAAGAAGUUAUGUGUUUUGGAAGCAAAAAUUUCCUCUGCUUCCUUUGAAGAUCCAUGGUUUUUGCUUUCCCACUGUCUUUUUGAGAACAAAGGUAGUUGCAACAAUUUUGGGGACUCUGCUUUGGGAAGGAUUUGGAUUAAAUGGGAUGCUUCUGUUUUCUCUUUUAAUCUAAUAGCCUCUUCUUCUCAACACAUACAUGGCAUUUUAUCGGUGGCUUCUCAUCCUCCGAUUUAUCUUUCUGUGUUAUAUGCUUCUAACUCCGUGGAAGAGAGAAAAAUCCUGUGGGAACAUAUUACCUCCUCUUCUCCCCCUUUGGACCAACCUUGGGUCAUUUUGGGAGAUUUUAAUUGUUGCAGAUAUGAUACUAAAAAAGUUGGUGGCUCUAUCUCCUCUCCCAGCAUAUUUGGAGAACUCAAUGGCUUCAUCUUUAAUUGUGGGGUGCAAGACCAUUCAUCCAUGGGCCUUUUUUACACAUGGUUUAACCAAAGAGUGGAUAAUCCUAUACACAUUAAACUGGAUAGAGUUCUGGUUAACAAUUCUUUUUUGGAUAUCUUUCCUAAUGCCUACUACAGUGUGGAAUCUCAUCUUGGGUCGGAUCACUCCCCUUUAGUAUUCAACUAUUCUCAUGAAAAGGCUUUAUCUUGGUCUUCUUGGUUAUCACAAAGAGCUAAGGUUCUAUGGCUUACUAAAGGGGAAGAUGAUCUUGGUUUUCUAUUUUCUCACAUAAGAAGUAGAAACAACAAAAAUUCUAUUAAGGAGAUCUCCACUCCUGAGGGCCACUUCACAAAGUUUAAUGAGAUUUCAUCUGCCACAAUCAAUCAUUUUGAGGACUUGUUCAAUACCCCACAUCCUCCCCUUCAAUUACCUUUGAAUAUCCCUCAUGGAAAUCUGAUCCCUCCACACUUUUGUGACAUGUUGGUGGCUCAUUUAACUUUGGAUGAGGUCAAGCUUGCGGUUUUUGAUGGAAAGGAAAACUCAUCACCUGGACCUGACAGUUUCACUUUUGCUUUUUAUAGAAAAUCUUGGUAUCUCAUUGGGUUGCAAGUGUAUAAUGCGGUUUGCAAUUUCUUUCAUUCCGGCUCUCUUCCGAGAGGGGUUAAAGCGACUGCCAUUGCUUUAAUCCCUAAAUGCUCUCAUGCUUCCAACAUCAAUGACUUUAGGCCAAUUUCUCUAUGCAAUGUUAUCUACAAAAUUAUUGGUAAAGUCAUUGCUAACAGGCUUAAAGUGGUUCUCCCUUUCAUCAUUCAUGAAAGUCAAUCGGGUUUCAUUGCCAACAGAUGUUCUACUGAUAACAUUAUUCUUGCUGCUGAAUUACUUAGAGAUUUCAAAGGCCCCAAUAAAAAAUUCUGUGCUAAACUGGAUGUCAAAAAUUUUUUUGACACGGUCUCUAGGGAAUUUAUUAUUGCUAGACUUUUAUAG
Molecule: messenger RNA, 1515 nt
Organism: Dendrobium catenatum
Lineage: Eukaryota; Viridiplantae; Streptophyta; Magnoliopsida; Asparagales; Orchidaceae
Exons: 2
Coding region: 1-1515 (504 amino acids)
Molecular function (GO): catalytic activity
Source: RefSeq, a predicted model, not a curated record